Bactrocera latifrons is the source of this 2418-nucleotide messenger RNA. It is a transcript of the gene EndoB, whose product is annotated as endophilin-B1. Gene Ontology annotation, molecular function: protein binding. The transcript is spliced from 7 exons. The record is from RefSeq and is a predicted model, not a curated record. Gene Ontology annotation, cellular component: cytoplasm. Bases 157 to 1368 code for a protein of 403 amino acids. NCBI's taxonomy places the organism in Eukaryota, Metazoa, Arthropoda, Insecta, Diptera, Tephritidae.
AAAUUUUAUUUUCUUAUUGGACUCUAUUGGAUAUCUUUGCUAGAAAAUCCAAAUUCAACAGAACAAAUAUAAGAAUAAAUCAGAAAAUAUUCAAAAAUAAUUAUAAAAGUAGGGAGCAGACGUUUUCCAUCCACAAAAAGACCGUAUUGAACAAAAAUGAAUAUAAAUUUACCAAAUUUCAAUGUAAAAAAUCUGGUGAAGGAGGCGGGAAGUACUCUGUCCAGAGUGGUGCAGCUAACGGAAGAAAAACUCGGCACCACAGAGCGCACCGAGUACGAUAAUGAAUUCCAGAACUUAGCUGAACGUGCCGAUAUAACCAAAACGUGGACAGAGAAAAUUGUACGUGAUACCGAGACAGUAUUAAUACCCAAUCCACAAAAUCGUAUAGAAGAUUUUAUUUUUGAAAAAAUCGAAAAAAGUAAGCCACAACGACUGAGCAACUUAGAGCACUUGGCUUUAGGUAUGAUAGAGGCCGGUGGAGAUUUCGGUCAAGAUUUACCAUACGGUCAAGCUUUAAUAAAAGUUGGUCAAGCUGAACAGAAACUGGGACAAUGCGAACGAGAUUUUAUUGCAUCCUCCGGCAUAUGUUUCACUCAACCCUUGCGUAAAUUCUUAGAGGGUGAAAUGAAAACAAUAACAAAGGAACGAGGUAUAUUAGAAACCAAACGACUUGAUUUGGAUGCUUGCAAAAAUCGGGUUAAGAAAGCUAGAAGCAUGUUAGGACAACAGGCGAAAGAUGGUGUCUCCCCAGAGGCAGUGCUGGAGCAGGCCGAACGUGACUUGCGUGUCGCACAGGCGGAAUUCGAUCGUCAAUCAGAGAUUACCAAAGUAUUACUUGAGGGCAUUAGCACUUCACAGGCAUCUCAUUUAAGACAUUUGCAUGCAUUUGUUGAAACACAGGUGCGUUAUUACAAGCACUGCAUGGAUGCGAUGAACAAUUUGCAACGUGAUUUGGCCAAUUUGGGAGGCCCCACCCCAUACGUACCGAUCGAUAUAUACAACGAUAAUGAUGGUAGUGCCGCUGGUGGCAUUGGACUUAAUACUGGCGUUGGUAUUGGCAACGCUGGCGGUGGUGCUGCAGCCGGUGUGUUUGUUGGCAGCGGUGCUAAAAGACGCAACCCAGGCGAUCCAACACUUAAUGCCGACCAAAUGCGACGCGCACGUGUGCUAUGCGCUUACAAUGCAAAAGAUCACACCGAAUUACAUUUAAAUGCUAACGAGGUAAUAUUCGUAACUGAAUGCUCACCUGUAAAUCCGGAUUACAUGUAUGGCAAGCAGGGCUUACUGAAGGGACUGGUGCCACGCGCUUUUCUCGAAGUGCUCGAUGACGAAGGAAAUGACACAUAUGCAGGCAAUAAUGAUUAUUAGGGAACGUCUGAUAACAGCAUUUAAAGAGCAACAGUUCACUUAAGCAAAGCCAAAAAAAAAAUGUACACCACACGUUCCAUAAGUUUAAAAAAGCAAUGUUAAGGAAAAUUCACAAAUACUCAUAAAAUUUAUUUAAUUUAUACGUAUAUAAUUAGCGUUGUGUCAAAUGCAGAAUACAAGCAAAGAUAACAACAUAGACGGUAUAUAUAAAUAGCAAUGCUAAAUUGACCUAGAAAUUGCAGCACAAUAAUAAAAAAGAAUACAAUUAAUCAAUAUAUAAACCGAAUAAUACCGCUACAAAAUUAAAAAAUUAAUAAUUUUUAAAAUAUGCAAUAAUAUGUUGUGUGCAAGAUAUGUUGUAGAAAAAUUGCUUAAAGACGGUCCGUUGUUAUCUAGAACUGUUGUAGCGUCUAAGUUUGAUAAACAAUAAACCAAGUAGUAACGAGUGGUACAAUAAUAUGGCUAUAAUGCCUGUUGUUAUAAACUACGAACCGCACGAUAAACGAUAAUCACAAUUACAACAUACGUAUAAGUACACAGCGUUAAUAUUUCAUUUUUAGAAAAUUCUUCAAGUCGGCGCAGCAUUUGUAUGCAUAUAUAAAGUAAACACGAUUUAUAUUUUGAAUUUUUGGUUAUAAGUUUCAUUAUAGUGUUUUAGUUUACUUUUUCGUUUAAUUAAUAGUAUUUCUGUGUGUCUUCCAGUACUAGAAAUCUUAUAUAAACAUGCCAGUAAUAUGGUUUUAAUUGUUAUUAGAGAAUCUCCACACCUUCUUAACUGUAAUUGAAGCACUCGUAUUUUAAAUGAAAUGAAAAUCAAAAGACAAGUAUUUUUUUAUGUGAAAAUAUUUUUAUUACAUAUCUUUAGAUGUAAAAAAAAUUAAUUGUGUUAAUUUCAAGUUUAUUUGUAUAAUUUUGCAAUUUUGCGGAACUGUAACAAAGAAAGAAUACCCAAAAACAAAAUGAAGUUUACAGUUCUUAAAGCUGCUGGCUGAUCGUCAAUUGAAAAUCCAUCAAAUUAACAAAUAAAUGCAGCAAGCUUAUUUAAAUAUA